UUUCUCUAUGUGUUAUAUAUGGGUAUAUUCAUAUAUUUGUAAGAAGUGGGUAGCAGUCGCGUAAUAAAUACUUGUCGAGCAACACGUCUUUUAUUUAACAGUGGCGGCGAAUGGUAAAAUUAUAGUGUAAUACAGUGUUUUUAUCCACAAAAAUGGCUGGCAAAGGUAAAUUUUCGGAGUUUGAUGUGAAAACGGGGAAUUGGACUUUAUAUUGCGACAGGUUAGACAUGUACUUUUUAGCUAACGGCGUUACGGACGAUUUGAAACUAGCAACCUUGAUCGCGAACGUAGGUGAAAGUGCAUAUGAAUUAACUUAUGCUAAAGUGGUGAGUUUAGUGAAAGAACACUUGGAACCCGUACCAUCGGCGUUAGCGGAACGUUACAAGUUUCGGCAAUGCAGGCAACAAAAUGGCCAGUCUAUUGCCGAGUACGUGGCCACGUUAAAACAAAUGGCGAGGUUUUGUGACUUCGGUAGCGGGCUAGAAGAGAACCUACGGGACCAACUCGUGUGCGGGAUUACCAGUGACGCGAUUCGACAGAGGUUAUUUGCGGAUAAAAAACUCGAAUACAGUAAAGCGGUACUAAUAGCGACUACAAUGGAGUCGGCGGAGAAAGAUUCUAGUGCGGUAGAAUCUCCGGUGAUAGGAAUGCACUACAAUGCCAGCCAGAUUGGAAAAAAACAGUGUACGGCGUGCGGCGACACGAGACAUGAGCGCUUCGCGUGCAAAUUUAAGGAUUACAUAUGUGACACGUGUUCGCGUGUCGGGCAUUUGAGGCGUGUGUGUCCUGAAAAGGAGGGGCACAGAGCUAGGGCAAGACCGGGAGCGACUAAGAGUUGGGGAACCAGUCAGGAGCACGGAAGUGGCUCUGGAAGCAACGGCUACAACGAGAGGGCAUUGACCGGCCGUGGAGGCAGCACGGCGGGCAGGAGGCGGCGAGGCGCGCGCACGGGCGCGGCGCUCGCGCGCCAUCACUGCAUCCGGGGGCACCCCGAUCCGGCCGAGGAGGCUAGCUGGCGGGACAACGGAGGCGAGGGCUCGGGUGCGGGCCUUAGCCGGCGCACGGACAGCGAUGACGAAUGGCCCAUAUAUCAAAUGGGACUAAGUCAAUAUCCACCGGUAUGUAUGGAGAUACUUGUGCAAAAUAGGCCAUUAAUCAUGGAAAUUGAUACCGGAUCUCCCCUUUCGUGUAUAAAUAAUGACACUUAUCAAAAAAAUUUUAGUCAACUAGAAUUAAAAGAGUGCCGCAUUCGGUUAUUUGCUUAUAAUGGUUCCCGUAUUUAUCCAUUAGGCUUCGUCGAAGUAGAAGUGUCAUUUAACGACUGUGUUAAGACGCUAGAUUUGUAUGUGAUAGAUAAUGGAACCACUAAUAUUUUAGGACGGCAAUGGCUUGCCGAGUUAGAUAUUCAGGUUCCGCGAAUAAAAGUAUUAAGUGUCAAUAAGCUGGUGAAGGAUUAUGGGAACUCGUCUCUUACUAUGAAUGACAUCCUUUCCAGGUUUAAAGAUGUGUUCGACGGAACCCUGGGUUGCUUCACCGGCGGGCGGGCCACGCUGCAGCUGCGCGAGGGGGCGGUGCCUGUGUAUUGCCGGGCGCGACCUUUGCCCUACGCGUUACGUCAGCGCGUGGAUGCCGAACUGGACGCCAUGCUGGCGGCGGGCGUCAUCACACCGGUCGACCACUCGGACUGGGCGACACCGCUGGUGGUGGCGCACAAGGCGGACGGCGCCAUCAGACUGUGUGCGGACUACAAGGUUACGCUAAACAAGGUACUAAUGGUAGAUAGAUAUCCCGUGCCCAGGAUUGACGAUCUGUUAAGUAAUAUUAGUGGCUACAAAUAUUUUUCCAAGCUUGAUCUAUCACAGGCCUAUAACCAGAUUCUUUUGGAUGAUACGGCAAGUUAUACGGUGGUUAACACACACAGAGGUUUGUUUCAAUACAACCGUCUCGUUUAUGGUUUAUCCUCCAGUCCAGGCAUAUUUCAGAGGAUCAUUGUGGAAGCCCUGGUACACUAUGAUAUGCGCUUGCCGUGCCUGGUGACAUGUGACGCGAGUGGACACGGCAUUGCAGCGGUCCUGGCUCAACGCGGCAGCGACGGUGUGGAGCGCGCCGUGGCGUAUGCAUCGCGCGCGCUGACGGCAGCGGAAAUACAUUAUAGUCAGGUGCAUAAAGAGGCGCUGGCCAUCGUCUUCGCCAUAAAAAAAUUUCACCAGUAUUUGUACGGCCAGGCAUGUAAAGAAAAAGUGUUGCGGGAACUACAUGAGCCACAUAUGGGUAUUGUCAAAACCAAGGCUUUAGCAAGAAGCUACGUGUGGUGGCCCGGCAUUGAUGAGGCGGUGGAACGCGUUUGCCGCGCGUGCGUCGUAUGUGCCGCGGUGGCGGACGCGCCGCCGGCCCACGAACCGCGCCUCUGGCCGUGGCCUGAACGUCCUUGGGUUAAUUGCAUGAAACAUGGCCCUUCAGGCGAAUACUAG
This is a messenger RNA of Cydia pomonella (codling moth), 2471 nucleotides long. RefSeq lists its product as uncharacterized. The transcript has 5 exons. Lineage: Eukaryota; Metazoa; Arthropoda; Insecta; Lepidoptera; Tortricidae. The record is from RefSeq and is a predicted model, not a curated record. The coding region runs from base 153 to 2471 and encodes 772 amino acids.